AUGGCAGAGGACAUGUGGGAGAACAGAACAGUCUCCAGCCCUUACCCCGACCUCCCCCUGUCUUUGCUACUAUGCAACGACACCCUCCUCAAUGACACCCUCCUCAACGACACCCUUUUCAACUGUAUCAACUCCACCAACAUUCCAGAGAUGCCAUUAGGACCCAGUGUAGCAGGGGUCCUCAUCCCACUCAUCUACAUCAUCGUCUGUGUCAUCGGCCUUGGCGGGAACAGCCUGGUCAUCCACAUUGUGCUGCACUACUCCAAGACGGAGUCUGUGACUAACAUCUACAUCCUGAACCUGGCCAUCGCUGAUGAGCUCUUCAUGCUGGGCCUGCCCUUCCUGGCUGUCCAGAACACCCUCCAGUUUUGGCCCUUUGGCUCCUUUAUGUGCCGUCUGGUCAUGACCGUGGACUCCAUCAACCAGUUCACCUCCAUCUUCUGCCUGACCGUCAUGAGCAUUGACCGCUACCUGGCAGUGGUCCAUCCCAUACGCUCCUCCAAGUGGCGGCGGCCCCAGGUGGCCAAGGUGGUCAACGGCACAGUGUGGGCCAUCUCCUUCCUGGUGGUCCUGCCUGUGGUAAUCUUCGCCAACGUCCACAAGACGGGCGGCACCUGCAAUAUCUCCUGGCCUCGGCCGGCCGACAUUUGGCGGGCGGCUUUUAUCAUCUACACGUCCACAGUGGGUUUCUUCUGCCCACUCCUCAUCAUCUGCCUCUGCUACCUGCUCAUCGUCUUCAAGAUUCGCAGCUCUGGCAAGAAGGUCCACGCCACGUCCACCAAGCGCAGGAAGUCGGAGCGUAAGGUGACGCGCAUGGUGGUGAUCGUGGUGGCCGUGUUUGUCUUCUGCUGGUUGCCCUUCUACGCCCUCAACAUUCUCAACCUGCUGGUGUCUCUGCCAUCAGAGUACCCGGGCCUCUACUACUUUGUUGUGGUAAUGGGCUACGCCAACAGCUGCGCCAACCCCAUCGUCUACGGCUUCCUGUCAGAAAACUUUAAGCGGGGCUUCCGCAAGGCCCUGUGUCGCUCCUCACGCAAGGUGGAGAGCCACGACCUGACAGAGCGCCAGCAGCAGCAGGAGGAGAGAGGUAGGGUGCUGAAGCCCCGAGAGAGCUUGAGGAGGGUCGUACGAGAUGAGGAGGAGGAAGAGGAUGAUGAAGACAGGGAGGACGUCACAGAGAUGACAGAGAUCUGUAGGAUCGCCCAGAAUGGGAACGGACAUCCUGAGAGUUCCCAGGCCCUGUUAACACCCAAGGCACCAGCUCCAGGGGCAUCUGAGCAUGUGGCAUCCCCAGAAAGGAAAGCCAAAGCUGGUGACAUUGGUGGGAAAGGCCCAAGCUUGGGGCCUCCAGCAUCCCUGCAUAAUGGACACACAAAUGGGAGUGUCAAACCACUGCCAGAGGAGCCAGUGGAGAAGAACACCUCACUGGAGAUAAGCUACCUAUAA
Messenger RNA from Salvelinus namaycush (lake trout), 1446 nucleotides. Its product is annotated as somatostatin receptor type 5-like. Lineage: Eukaryota; Metazoa; Chordata; Actinopteri; Salmoniformes; Salmonidae. Gene Ontology annotation, molecular function: somatostatin receptor activity; neuropeptide binding. Gene Ontology annotation, cellular component: membrane; neuron projection. The coding region runs from base 1 to 1446 and encodes 481 amino acids. The transcript has a single exon. The record is from RefSeq and is a predicted model, not a curated record. Gene Ontology annotation, biological process: neuropeptide signaling pathway.